This is a messenger RNA of Maniola jurtina (meadow brown), 1264 nucleotides long. RefSeq names its product trichohyalin-like. The record is from RefSeq and is a predicted model, not a curated record. Lineage: Eukaryota; Metazoa; Arthropoda; Insecta; Lepidoptera; Nymphalidae. Bases 215 to 1132 code for a protein of 305 amino acids. The transcript is spliced from 6 exons.
UUUCCGCGCCUGUCAAAAUUGGAAACACAUUUCCACGUAUUUUCGCCAAAGGUCUUAAAAAUGUAUAGUUUUUCACGACCAAAAUUCGCUGUAAAAUAUGAACAAGAAUUUCAAUAAGUGCUAUGGUGUAGAUUUGUUUAUAUUCAUAUCAUCAGUGUUUUACAUACCGGAGCGAAUCUUUCCUCUUCUGCAUUGAGAAGGUCUCCCACGGAAGAUGCCUUCGCCUGGCUCGCUAAAUGCCUCCUAUUCAGCACAUAGGAGAGCUCAUCCAGACUCGCCGCAGCGGUCGCGAUGCGCCUCCCCGAGGAAGACAUCCCCUGUUGGAAGAUUACCGAAUAUACAUAACACGGCAUCGAAUCUAGUGGCUUCAUUCGACUAUGAGGCGGAGUGUGGCGAUGUCUGGGAUUCGAUUCCCGAGCGCGACUGGCGGCUACUGGCUGCGCUCGCGAGGAAGAGAGAGGAGGACAACGAGCGAGAGAGACUCGCGGAGCAGUUCCAGAAGAUGUGGCUCAAGGAGAAGGAGGAGAGGGAAAUGGUAGAAGCAGAAACAACUGAGCAGUACAAAAAGUACCUCCAUCGCAAGCGUCGCCAGGAGCGAACUUUCCACGAGUACAAGCGUCUGCUGCUGAGCGCGGAGCAGCAGGCCAAGACCGGCGAGCUGAUCGACUGCAUCCGGCACAAGGAGCAGAAGACUGCUGACCUGCUGGCUUGGAGGGACGAUAAGAAGAUCACAGAAAUAAUAGGCAAAGCAGUGGAGGAAGAGGCCCGAUCUCAGCUGGCGGCCGAAAGGCGACUAAGACGAGGUGUCGCCGAGGAGUGGCGCAAACAGAUAGAGUUAAUGCACGCGCUGCAAAGAGCAGACGAGGCCGGGAAGCGCAGAAAUGCCAUGUUGAGGGAUGCUUCACAGCGCCUAGCGAUCACCAACGCCCUAACUUCCUGGGAGACCUCAGUAAUACGCCGUGAAGUCGAAGCGAUGGAAGCAGCCAAACGCGCGCGUUUCGCCGCUCACAACGCGAUGAAGGACGCGCGAAGUGUGCGUAUAUCUAAGAUUAAGGACAUCCGCACACUGCGCGCGCGCAGGCUCGCCGCCAUCACUGCGCAGAUGAGGGAAGCUGUGCGAAUGGGCAGAUAGUAAGAUGCCGCUAAAUAAAAAAAAAGAAUUCCCAAGACCAGCGGGUGUGGGGUGAUUCGCUGACUCAGUGUUCAAUACUGAAUGAUAGCCACAGAGAGAGCCCAUUUGACAUUGGCUGGUUCUAUAUUGCUG